CGCGCCCGGAGCCGCCGCCGCGCGUCCGCGGCCUUUUCUUCCUCCUCGUGGCGGCGCGUGCGGCCUGGGGCGCCGGCUCCGAGAGGUUAAGAACAAAAAGAUGCACCUGGAGUUUGCCUGGACCCCUCUGCGCGUCUAAGCUCGGGUGGGAUCUGGGGUCCUUCGCUGGAAGCCGCUCUUGCUGAAUGCAAAUAGAAACCAGGCCAGCUCUCCUCAGUGGACAGUUGGUUACCUACCAGAGGUGUCUCCUACUGAAGGUAUCCUUGGCGAUACUCUAAGCCAUAAAAAGACAACUUGCACCCAAGUUUGUCUGACAUCUACCCUGUCAAGUGUCCAUGAUGCUGGGUCCCGAGGGAGGUGAAGGCUUUGUGGUCAAGCUCCGUGGCCUGCCCUGGUCCUGCUCUAUUGAGGACGUGCAGAACUUCCUGUCCGACUGCACGAUUCAUGAUGGGGCCGCAGGCGUUCAUUUUAUCUACACUAGAGAAGGCAGGCAGAGUGGUGAGGCAUUUGUCGAACUUGAAUCAGAAGAUGAUGUCAAAAUGGCCCUGAAAAAAGACAGGGAAAGCAUGGGGCACCGGUACAUUGAGGUGUUCAAGUCUCACAGAACCGAGAUGGAUUGGGUGUUGAAGCACAGCGGUCCAAACAGCGCUGACACCGCUAAUGAUGGCUUCGUGCGGCUUCGAGGACUCCCGUUUGGAUGCACAAAGGAAGAAAUUGUUCAGUUUUUCUCAGGGUUGGAAAUCGUGCCAAACGGGAUCACUUUGCCUGUGGACCCCGAGGGCAAGAUUACAGGGGAGGCCUUCGUGCAGUUUGCCUCUCAGGAGCUAGCAGAGAAGGCGCUAGGGAAGCACAAGGAGAGAAUAGGGCACAGAUAUAUUGAGGUCUUUAAGAGCAGUCAGGAAGAAGUGAGGUCAUACUCAGAUCCUCCUCUGAAGUUCAUGUCUGUUCAGCGACCCGGGCCCUAUGACAGGCCUGGCACAGCCCGGAGGUAUAUUGGCAUUGUGAAGCAGGCAGGCUUGGAGAGAAUGCGGCCUGGCGCCUACAGCGCUGGCUAUGGGGGCUAUGAGGAGUACAGUGGCCUCAGCGAUGGCUACGGCUUCACCACGGAUCUGUUCGGAAGAGACCUCAGCUACUGCCUCUCAGGAAUGUACGACCACAGAUACGGAGACAGCGAGUUCGCAGUGCAGAGCACCACCGGCCACUGCGUCCACAUGAGAGGGCUGCCAUACAAAGCGACCGAGAACGACAUCUACAACUUCUUCUCUCCACUUAACCCGGUGAGAGUCCAUAUUGAGAUUGGCCCAGAUGGAAGAGUGACGGGCGAAGCUGAUGUGGAGUUUGCCACCCAUGAAGAAGCUGUGGCAGCGAUGUCGAAAGAUAGGGCCAAUAUGCAGCACAGAUACAUAGAACUCUUCUUGAAUUCCACAACGGGGGCCAGCAACGGGGCCUACAGCAGCCAGGUGAUGCAGGGCAUGGGGGUGUCCGCAGCUCAGGCCACCUACAGUGGCCUGGAGAGCCAGUCAGUGAGCGGUUGUUAUGGCGCUGGCUAUAGUGGUCAGAACAGCAUGGGUGGAUAUGAUUAGUUUUGUAGAAGCAUUUGAGUUAAUUUCAAUCAAAUUUUCAGAGGCAGCCAGCAAGCAGUGAAAAAGCAGUUAUUACCCUAGAGGAAGCUGUGGGACCCAUUUUGCACCAUGAGUUUGUGAAAUCUGGAUUAAAAAAUUACCUCUUCAGUGUUUUCUCAUGCAAACUUUUCUUCUAGCAUGUGAUAUUGAGUAAACUAAAACUAUUUUCCGCUUUUCUCGAUUAACAUUUUAGUAGUAUCCUUCCGAGUGAUGUUAUCUGAGUUAAAGUAGUUUAAGUAUGUUAAAUUGUGGAUCUUUUACACCACACCACAGUGAACACCUUGGGGAGAUGUACUUUUUUGGAAAACUCAAAGGUGCUAGAUCCCUAAUUCAAAGAGAAACAUUUCUCAUGUUUGUUCAUUCUAGUUUCUAUUUUCAUUUAAAUCUUUUAGGUUAAGUUUAAGCUUUUUAAAAGUUAGUUUUGAGAAUUGAGACACAAUACUAAUACUGUAGGAAUUGGUGAGGCCUUGACUUAAAACUUUCUUUGUACUGUGAUUUCCUUUGGGGUGUAUUUUGCUAAGUGAAACUUGUUAAAUUUUUUGUUAACUAAAUUUUUUUCUUAAAAUAAAGACUUUUUCACAAUGACUGGCACAGAUUAUCUGCUAAGCAAAAGGUGGCAAAACUGGGUGGUUGAAAGGAAUUCAUUUUAAUCGUAAUGUAUUUUGGUGUGAAUUUAAAUUUAGUAAAUCUAUGAUCUCCCUUAUAUUCUUACAAUGAGGCUAAAAUAAAAGUCUAAUAAAAGAUUAAACAUG
Messenger RNA from Lepus europaeus (European hare), 2374 nucleotides. RefSeq names its product heterogeneous nuclear ribonucleoprotein F (gene HNRNPF). The record is from RefSeq and is a predicted model, not a curated record. NCBI's taxonomy places the organism in Eukaryota, Metazoa, Chordata, Mammalia, Lagomorpha, Leporidae. The transcript is spliced from 4 exons. Gene Ontology annotation, cellular component: ribonucleoprotein complex; nucleoplasm. Gene Ontology annotation, biological process: regulation of RNA splicing. The coding region runs from base 336 to 1583 and encodes 415 amino acids. Gene Ontology annotation, molecular function: RNA binding.